Molecule: messenger RNA, 1224 nt
Organism: Penicillium riverlandense
Lineage: Eukaryota; Fungi; Ascomycota; Eurotiomycetes; Eurotiales; Aspergillaceae
Product: putative translation elongation factor eEF-1 subunit gamma
Exons: 3
Coding region: 1-1224 (407 amino acids)
Biological process (GO): translational elongation
Cellular component (GO): nucleus; cytoplasm
Molecular function (GO): translation elongation factor activity
Source: RefSeq, a predicted model, not a curated record
AUGACCUUCGGCAAGCUUUACGGUCUUCCUGACAACGGUCGUACCAUCGCCAUCCUGGUUGCUGCCAAGCACAACAACCUGGACCUGGAGCUGGUCAAGACUGAGGCUAAGGCUACUGCUGCUUUCAACUCCAGCGCUGAGUACCGCAAGAUCAACCCCGUUGGCAAGAUCCCCGCUUUCGUCGGCGCCAAUGGCUACACUCUCACCGAGGCGAUUGCCAUCGCCAUCUACGUGACCUCCCAGAACGAGAAGACCACUCUUCUGGGCAAGACCAAGCAGGACUACGCCUCCAUCGUCCGCUGGCUCUCGUUCACCAACGCCGAGCUUCUGCCCAAGCUCGCCGCCUGGUACCGCCCCCUUCUGGGCCUGGAUGGCUACAACAAGAAGGCUGUCGAUGAGGCCGCCAAGGUUGCUGUGAACACCGUCGGCGUUCUCGAGACCCACCUCACCAACAACACCUACCUCGUUGGCGAGCGCAUCACCCUGGCUGACAUCUUCGCUGCCUCCCUCCUUACCCGCGCCUUCGCUACUGUCCUGGACAAGAAGUUCCGCUCCGACAGCCCCGCCGUCACCCGCUGGUACAACACCAUCAUCAACCAGGACGCUUUCAAGGCUGUCUUGCCCAACCCCGUCUUCGCUGAGGAGACCAUCAAGUACACCCCUCCCAAGAAGGAGGAGAAGCCCAAGGCUGCUGCCCCCGCUGCUGAGGAGAAGCCCGCCGAGGAGAAGCCCAAGCCCAAGCACCCUCUGGAGGCUCUCGGCAAGCCCACCCUCAUCUUGGACGACUGGAAGCGCCAGUACUCCAACAGCGAGACCCGCGAGGAAGCCAUGCCCUGGUUCUGGAAGAACUUCAACGCUGAGGAGUACUCGCUCUGGGCGGUCAACUACAAGUACAACAACGAGCUGAAGCUCACCUUCAUGGCCAACAACCUGAUCGGUGGCUUCCACGCCCGUCUCGAGGCCUCCCGCAAGUACCUCUUCGGUGCCCAGGGUGUUUACGGUGAAAACUACAACUGUCUCAUCAAGGGUGUCUUCAUGGUCCGCGGCCAGGAGAGCCUCCCCGCCUUCGACGUCGCUCCCGACUGGGAGAGCUAUGACUUCAUCAAGCUCGACCCCUCCAGCGAGGCUGACCGCAAGCUUGUCGAGGACAUGUGGGCCUGGGACGUCCCCGUCACCGUCGACGGCAAGGCGUACGAGUUUGAGGACGGCCACGUCUUCAAAUAG